GUCCGGCACAGGAAGUGACGGAGCCGUUCGGUGGUGUGUCUCUAUGGGCCGCGGGGGAUUCUCUUCUUCCGGUGGGGGUGGGGCGAGCGAUGGCGCUGGAGACGGUGCCCAAGGAUCUGCGGCAUCUGCGGGCCUGUCUGCUCUGCUCCUUGGUCAAGACGAUCGACCAGUUCGAGUAUGACGGGUGCGAUAACUGCGACGCCUACCUGCAGAUGAAGGGCAACCGUGAGAUGGUCUAUGACUGCACCAGCUCCUCCUUUGAUGGCCUUCUUGAAUUGUGGGCACCAGAACUGGACGCAGUAUUCAACAGUGGUUGCACCAGGGCCGAAUACAGAUGUAAAAUAACCUUUCUACCCCCCACUCAAGAAUCUUCUGUUUAUGCAUCCCAGGAUCGCAUUAUCACUUUUUGCUACAGCUUCCCAUGGCAGCUCGUAUUCAGCUGAUUAUCCACCUCAUCCCACAAAUCUUUUUCAGGGUCACUGCUUUCCAGGAUGGAGUCCCCCAUUGUGUAAAUAUGGCCUACGUUCUUUGUUCCUAGUUGUAUGCAUUUUCAUUUAACUGCAGUAGAACACACAUUGUUUGUUUGUGCUCAGUUUACCAUGAGAUCCAGAUCACUCUGAAUCUGUAACCUGUUUCAUUAUUUAUCACUUCCCUUAUUUUUCUGUCAUCUGUGAACUUUAUCAGUGAUGAUUUCAUAUUUCCUUUCAGGUCACUUGGAAAAAUGUUAAUUAGCAUAGGGCCAAGAAUCUGUGUGACCCUGCUGGAAACAUGCCCAAUAGGAUGACAAUUCCCUGUUUACAGUUACAUUUUGAGAUCUAUUAGUUAGCCAGUUGGUAAUCAGUUUAGUGUAUGCCGUGUUAAUAUGCAGUCCCUUGGAUUCUCAUGCUGUAUUGGAGGAUAGCAAAUGUACUCGUGGUUAAAAAAUACACUGGGAAUGAUCUGGAAUAUCGCAAACAGGCUCUUUGCAUCUGUUAAACUGGUUGAAAUAAUUAAUAUCAGCUAGUUGUAC
Gopherus evgoodei (Goodes thornscrub tortoise) is the source of this 1009-nucleotide messenger RNA. RefSeq names its product SPT4 homolog, DSIF elongation factor subunit (gene SUPT4H1). The record is from RefSeq and is a predicted model, not a curated record. The transcript has 3 exons. NCBI's taxonomy places the organism in Eukaryota, Metazoa, Chordata, Testudines, Testudinidae. Gene Ontology annotation, cellular component: nucleus; DSIF complex. Bases 90 to 443 code for a protein of 117 amino acids. Gene Ontology annotation, molecular function: zinc ion binding; RNA polymerase II complex binding. Gene Ontology annotation, biological process: chromatin organization; mRNA processing; positive regulation of DNA-templated transcription, elongation.